AUGUCAGUACGUGGCACUGAGUGCGUCCACUAUCCUGUCCCUCUCCCCUUUCUGCUGUCCCUCCCCUCCCUAUCCACCGUCCUAUCCUCCUUCUCUUGGCCUAUUCUUUUCCCUUCUUUCCCCCUUCUUCCCCCCCCUAUUCCCCCCUUCUCCCCUCCUCUCUCCCCCUUUCCAUCCAGCACUGAUUCAGAGCAUCCCAUUGGCUCUCGCUCUCCUCCCCCACCUCUCUCUCAUAUCCCCGUCCUUCUGUACCUGCUUUCCCUCUCUUUCCCCCCUCUUUCCCCCCUCUUUCCCCCCUCUUUCCCCCCUCUUUCCCCCCUCUUUCCCCCCUCUUUCCCCCCUCUUUCCCCCCUCUUUCCCCCCUCUUUCCCCCCUCUUUCCCCCCUCUUUCCCCCCUCUUUCCCCCCUCUUUCCCCCUCUUUCCCCCCUCUUUCCCCCCUCUUUCCCCCCUCUUUCCCCCCUCUUUCCCCCUCUUUCCCCCCUCUUUCCCCCCUCUUUCCCCCCUCUUUCCCCCCUCUUUCCCCCCUCUUUCCCCCCUCUUUCCCCCCUCUUUCCCCCCUCUUUCCCCCCUCUUUCCCCCCUCUUUCCCCCCUCUUUCCCCCCUCUUUCCCCCCUCUUUCCCCCCUCUUUCCCCCCUCUUUCCCCCCUCUUUCCCCCCUCUUUCCCCCCUCUUUCCCCCCUCUUUCCCCCCUCUUUCCCCCCUCUUUCCCCCCUCUUUCCCCCCUCUUUCCCCCCUCUUUCCCCCCUCUUUCCCCCCUCUUUCCCCCCUCUUUCCCCCCUCUUUCCCUCCUCUUGACACCUCCACUGGUUGUGAGCAUCCCAUUGGCGCUAGCAGCAGUGGGGGCGCCGCUGGGGGGGUGGCUUGCUGACGUGGCAGGGAGGAGGCGGGCGUUUCAGAUUGCCGCCCUGCCGUUCAUUGCUGGAUCGCUGCUCAGGUGUGUGUGUGGUGGGGAAACAGUCAGGCGUGAUUUAUUUUUUAGUCGACUCUGA
Molecule: messenger RNA, 990 nt
Organism: Closterium sp. Naga37s-1
Lineage: Eukaryota; Viridiplantae; Streptophyta; Zygnematophyceae; Desmidiales; Closteriaceae
Source: the annotation of a GenBank genome assembly